AUGCACUUUAUUGGCAGUCAUGCAGGGCGACGGCUCGCUCGGCCUAGCUACCAGAGGCUCCUCGACCGUCGGAGUCGUCCAACCUCCUUGGUAUGGAGAAGUCACGCGUCAGGGCCGGCUAUAUCUAGAAAUACCGUCAACAACCUAGAUAAUGGAGCCCAGGGAGCCCAGGUGCUUGCUUCGGCUGGAAAGGAAGAGCUAGAUUCAGGGACUUCAGUGAAAGUCAAUAGGCCAUUGACAGGCAGUCCCAGGGAGACGCCGUUGGACCUCCCGUCUCUUGAUAAAAAAUGGCGAAAGAAAUGGAAAGAAAUGGGCCCCAGGAAACGGACGGUAGAUAAAACCGAUCCUCAAAAGAGCAUGUACAUUUUGCCCAUGUUUCCUUAUCCUUCUGGAGAUCUUCAUCUUGGCCAUUUGCGUGUCUACACCAUCUCAGACGUCCUGGCACGCUUUAAACACAUGCAAGGGUACGAUGUUAUGCACCCAAUUGGCUGGGAUGCCUUUGGUCUACCAGCUGAGAAUGCAGCUAUCGAACGAGGUAUUGAUCCAGCGUCGUGGACGAAACUCAAUAUCGAGCGGAUGAGGGGACGACUUGAGGCCAUGAACGGCCACUGGGACUGGCAUCGAGAAUUCGCAACUUGUGAUCCCAGCUUCUACAAGCAUACACAGCGGCUAUUUUUGCUUCUUCAUGAGCGGGGCCUGGCAUAUCAAGCAGAGUCCCUUGUGAAUUACGAUCCAGUGGACAAGACCGUUUUAGCAAAUGAGCAAGUCGAUGCCAAAGGCCAUUCGUGGAGAUCUGGAGCCAAGGUCGAGAAGCGGCUAUUGAACCAGUGGUUCUUUAAGAUAUCCGCGUUUCGGCAGGAGUUACUCGAUGAUAUUGAACAGUUAGCAACCGACGGAGCCUGGCCCGAGGGAGUUCUAGCAAUGCAGAAAAACUGGAUUGGAAAAUCUCAAGGGGCACGGAUAAAAUUCCCUGUGACCGCUUCUCACCAACAGACUCACUCCGACAUUGAGGUAUUUACCACUCGCCCCGAUACGUUAUUUGGAGUGCAAUACCUCGCUCUCGCGUCGACCCACCCCAUUGUCCAGAAACUGGCAAAGUACAACGUUGGCCUCCAAGCCUUUCUGGAUGCGAUACCAGCCCUCCCACUUGACUCAAGAGUUGGCUACCUUUUACCCGAUAUCCGUGCCAUCAACCCACUCGCAUAUGAGAAGAGCACACCUGAUGCGACCAAAGCCUCUUUGCCAAUCUACGUCGCACCAUACGUUCUAGGUGAUUAUGGCGACGGUGCAGUCAUGGGGGUUCCGGGCCAUGACACGCGCGAUCAUGCGUUUUGGAAACACAACCGCUACGAUGACCCAAUUCGCAUGGUGAUUGCCCCUUCGCCUGAUGAUGCAAGUAUCGCGGGGGAGAACCAACCUUUUGUGCAUCACGGCCACCUAACAUCUCAUGGCGGACCAUAUGCCGGGUACACCACUGCGGCGGCUUCCAAGGAGAUUGUCUCCUCACUCGAAUUGAAAGGCCUCGGCAUUGCUACUGAGGCAUGGCGCCUUCGAGAUUGGUUAGUCAGCCGCCAACGGUAUUGGGGAACCCCUAUUCCUAUCAUCCACUGUAAAGGUUGUGGCCCGGUACCUGUCCCGCACGAACAGCUACCGGUCGAACUUCCUGCUUUAGACGGGCACUGGGGAAAGGGGAAGACCGGUAACCCGUUGGAUAAUGCGCAUGACUGGGUGAAUACAGCAUGUCCAAAAUGUGGGGACCCAGCGAGGCGGGAUACGGAUACAAUGGAUACGUUUGUGGACUCGAGCUGGUACUUCAUGAGAUUCCCAGAUCCACAUAAUGACUCCAUACCAUUCUCUCCAGAAGCAGUUGAUUCAUCCCUCCCAAUUGAUAUCUAUGUCGGAGGUGUGGAACACGCAAUUCUCCACCUUCUCUAUGCUAGAUUCAUAUCCAAGUUCUUCGCCACAACACCGUACUGGCCCUCUGGAUCAAAGACUCGGGGCGAGCCGUUUAAAAGGGUUCUAGCUCAAGGGAUGGUGCAUGGCAAAACAUACUCAGACCCAUCUACAGGCCGUUUCCUGAAACAAGAGGAGGUCGAUCUCAGCCAAACUUCCAACCCAAUUAUCAUUGCAACAGGCGAAACCCCCAACAUCAGCUACGAAAAGAUGUCUAAAUCAAAAUAUAACGGCGUUGACCCCGGGAUAUGCAUGGAUAAACACGGCGCAGAUGCAACGAGAGCACAUAUCUUAUUCCAAGCUCCUGUAAAUGAAGUUCUCGAAUGGGAGGAGGAGCGAAUAUCUGGGGUCGUGCGAUGGUUGCGACGGAUCUACGACCAUAUAUCCCACUCACAGAAACGUUGGGCACCGGAAAUGCAUGACGCCUCAUCUAAAAGCAACUUGGUUAUGUUCGAGAAUGCAUUCAAAUUAAUGGACUUUCAAGAUCCCCUACGCACAGAAGAUGCCGAAUUGCGCUUUCUACAUGAGCGCUCCGACAGCACUAAGAAAUUGUGGCGGGGGGUACAACGAACUAUCAUCGACGUCACGGAGUCAUAUAACAAUGGGUACUCCCUCAACACAGUGGUCUCUGAUCUGAUGUCCCUAACAAAUACCAUUAUCGACACUUCAAAAGGACAAGAAGUUCCUCGGGGUCUCAUCUAUGCUUCAAUAGCUUCCCUCCUUAAGAUGAUCGCGCCUAUUGCCCCGGCGUUCGCAGAAGAAUGUUGGACAAUGAUACCUGGGAGUACUUCAUCAAUCUUCGAACAACCAUUCCCAGAGCCAGAUGGUACGUAUGACACGCUUGCGCCGCGAACGCAGCCUUGUUCGGUACAAGUCAAUGGAAAGCUGAAAUGUGUGGUUGAGCUACCUGUACCGGACCCGAAACUGAAAGGGGAUGGAUUGGAGGGUUGGAUUGUGGGGCAAAUUUUGGGGACUGCCGAAGGGAAGGCCAGGUUGAUGGGUUCCGAAGGAAAGAAGGGUGCGGUUGAUAUUAGGACCGCAAAGAAGGUCAUUGUUGUAAGGGGGGGUAAAACGAUCAAUUUUGUCGUGUAG
Molecule: messenger RNA, 3045 nt
Organism: Venustampulla echinocandica
Lineage: Eukaryota; Fungi; Ascomycota; Leotiomycetes; Helotiales; Pleuroascaceae
Exons: 2
Coding region: 1-3045 (1014 amino acids)
Biological process (GO): mitochondrial translation; leucyl-tRNA aminoacylation
Cellular component (GO): mitochondrion
Molecular function (GO): ATP binding; leucine-tRNA ligase activity; aminoacyl-tRNA deacylase activity
Source: RefSeq, a predicted model, not a curated record